Spea bombifrons (plains spadefoot toad) is the source of this 2554-nucleotide messenger RNA. Its product is annotated as chloride channel protein ClC-Kb-like. Bases 1 to 2508 code for a protein of 835 amino acids. The record is from RefSeq and is a predicted model, not a curated record. Lineage: Eukaryota; Metazoa; Chordata; Amphibia; Anura; Pelobatidae. Gene Ontology annotation, cellular component: membrane. The transcript has 23 exons. Gene Ontology annotation, molecular function: voltage-gated chloride channel activity. Gene Ontology annotation, biological process: chloride transport; transmembrane transport.
AUGGCUCAGAACCAGACAGAAAAGGGCGAGGGGCAGGAUUUGGGGCCAGUGGAGCCGGGGGAGAGGAAAGAGGCGAGGGGAGAGAGUAAAGGGGAGAGCGAAUUUACAGAGAGCGAGGCGCUGUCCUAUAACCCCAAAGACAAGGAGAACCAGAGUGCCCUGAUCCGGGUGGGACGGAGGAUACUGGGAGUCUUUAAACCCAUCGGUCUGACGCUGCGCAGGCUGCUGCUUCGAUUUGGAGAAGACUGGAUCUUUCUGUUCCUGCUUGGAAUCAGCAUGGCCACCAUCAGCUUCGGGCUGGACGUCACCAUCGCAAAGUUACAGAGAAUGAAUCUCUGGGUGUAUGACGCCCUCAGCCAGUACCUGUACCUGCAGUACUUCUCCUGGGUCCUCUACCACGUGCUGCUAAUGAUGGUGUCGGCCGGAGUCGCAAAAUACAUCUCACCGCAGGCUGCAGGGUCUGGUAUCCCGGAGCUGAAGGUUACCCUGCGAGGGGUUGUACUGGCUGAAUUUUUCACCUUCCGCACGUUUAUCGCCAAAUUGAUUGGUGUAACUUGUACACUCGCUGCCGGCAACACCAUAUUCCUCGGGAAAGUGGGUCCCUUUGUGCAUAUGGCAACUAUACUCGCUACCCUUCUAGGAAAACUCAUGGUGAAACUUGUCGGUGCAAAAGAGAAUCCGAGCCGGAAGUAUGAGCUGCUUAUCGCGGGGGCCGCUGUCGGCGUGGCUUGCUGCUUUGUGGCUCCAGUUGGGGGGGUCUUAUUCAGCGUGGAGGCCACAGCCACUCACUUCGCAGUGCGGAACUACUGGCGAGGAUUCUUCGCUGCAACAUGCGCAGCUUUAAUGUUCCGACUGCUGGCCGUUAUCAACCACGAGAGAGAGACCGUUGCCAUCCUCUUCAGUACCAAUUGGCGAGUAGAAUUUCCCUUUGACCUUCCGGAAUAUCUGUCCUAUGCACUGCUGGGAGUGGUUUGUGGAUGCCUCUGCUGCGUCUACCUCUUCCUUCACCGCGUCACCCUGCUUUUCCUGCGAAACAACGAACGAAUCGGCACGUUCCUGAGGAAUAACCGGAUAGUCUACGCCGCUUUUGUUUCUUUGAUCUUGGCCAGCAUCACUUUCCCCCACGGAUUUGGCCAGUACAUGGGGGGCACUAGGCUGACCAUGAAGGAACAUCUAGAAACGUUCUUCAACAACAUCACUUGGGGCGUCGAGGAAUUGUCCUUGAGUGUAAAUGCCUCCCGCCAGCCCCCCAAUCCUACCUAUGACAAUAACUGGCUCCAGUGGACGCACCCGCAGAUGUCUGCUAUAGAAAAACUUGCCUGCUUCGUCGUUCUGAAGUUUUUUAUGCUGCUUUUCGCGAAUACCAUGACCAUCCCAGCGGGAUAUUUCCUCCCCGUGUUCGUGUAUGGUGCUGGGGUGGGAAGACUUUAUGGAGAGAUAAUGGCCAAGAUCUUCCCUGAAGGCAUCAUCUCUGAGGGAAUACGUAUCAAGAUCACUCCGGCCGGGUACGCUCUCGCAGGUGCUGCAGCGUAUUCCGGGGCUGUGACGCAUACCCUGUCCACCGCUCUGCUGGUGUUUGAGCUUACGGGGCAAAUGUCCCACAUCCUACCCGUCCUGAUUGCGGUUCUUAUAGCGAACGCCAUAAGCCAAAGCUGUCAGAAUUCGUUCUUCGACCUCAUUAUCAUCAUCAAGAAGCUGCCGUACCUCCCAAAACUCAUCAUGGGAAAGAACUGUGCCCAUGAUAUCUGUGCUGAGGAUUUCAUGGUGACCGACCUGCUCUACUUGGUGAAGGGGUUUAAGUACAAAGAUGUUCGCACCCUCCUAAAGACGUCUGAACUCAGACAGUUCCCCAUUGUGGAUGCAGAAGACUCGAAGAUUCUUCUUGGUUCAGUCACGCGGAAGACCCUAAGCAAGAUGUUGGCGGAUCAGCUCAGCACAGAACGGAGAAUUCAGUUCAUGCUCAAUCAGGGCAUGGGGGAGAAUAUGGACAACAACCUCACAGUGAUUUCUAUGGGAGAGAAUGGAUCUUCUCGGCCCAAACUGCUGAGAGCUGAUGCGGAAGCUGCAGACGCCUUGUACAGCAACCAGGAAACGGUGGUGUAUGAAAGCGAAGAGGUACAGAAACAGCGGCCUGCAGGGAGGAGGCGGCGAUCAAGCAAAUUCCGGAGCCAUUAUAUGAAAUUGGUGGAGGAGUGGGAGUGCCGGCAGCUGAAUGAAGAGGUACCAAUGGAGGAGUUGGCCAUUGAUUCUGCACCGUAUAGACUGGUAGAGAAACAGACUCUAUAUCAGUGCUACGACUUGUUUAACCUGCUUGGUCUGCGUACGGCGUACGUCACUAGUACCGGAAGGCUCAUCGGGGUGGUAUCCCUCCGCGAGCUGAAGGACGCGGUACAAGGGACUGUGAAAGGAACGUUCACCCCCAGAGCCGCCCAGACUGAAGACAGGAGCGAGGAGAUGAUCUCCCUGAACCCGCUCCCCUCCCCGGCACCAAAGUCUUCCUCCUGCUGACACCACCAGCCCCCCGCGAAAACCUGUGAACGGAGGCAAUCCCCCC